AGGUUUCUAGAAAAUGAAUUCUAAUCGACGUUUUAUCUCCCGUAGUAAGUACGUUUUAUCUCCCGCAGAUACUACAGUUCGUAGCAAUAGAUAAGUAGGCUACUUCCUGCAAACCAUAUGACCAGUGUAGAUUUACUACAGCGUGUAUCGAAAUUCCUUUAUCUACUUCUACAUUCGCCACGUGGUAUGCAGGGAAGAAAGUAGCCUACUAUCACUGGUUCAUAGGCAUCUGCGAGAGGAAAGGCGUGCGUGCGGUCUGUCGAUUUGAUUACAUUCUCUAGAACCUAGAAACCCUGAUCCUAAUCCUAAGUCUGUGAUAAUAUAUUAAGUGUCAGGUGUCGGGUCUACUUUUAUAUGUCUGUGACUAUGAUUAGUAUGUUGCCUAAUUUCUGGUACAAUUGCUUUUCUUACUGUAAAUAUGAUAAUUCUAUGUAUUUCAACAGACCUUUUGAAAGUUUUCAUAUACAUGGUGGUAGGUGCCUGAUAAACAAGAUACUCUAUAAAGAUAACAAUUUAUGUAGCAGAUUAGAACACUAGAACAUUAGAGUGAUUCAGAAAGAGAUAAGAUAGAGCGUGCCAAUAAAGUUACAAGAGAAAUAACUAGAAGUUCUAAAAUACACAUGAAUCCAGAAAAUUCUCAGUUAGAUAAUAAAGGGCAGUGACAAGAAGAUUUGACACAACCAGCAUCUCAAAAUCUCAAGAUUUUUAAAAUGUAUGACAGAGUAAUUAGUAGCGACGAAGAUGAACAGAGGCUGUGUAAUGAUGAGUUGUUUUCUAUUGUACACAAAGAAGUGCCACAAGAACAAAUUAUUAAAGAAAUUGAAAACUGUCUAAAAAAUGCAGCAGAAAUUAAUGCUCUGAAUACAAGAGGCAAAACAAUUUUAGAUAUUGCACGUGAUAAAAAUUAUGAGGAUUUGGUUACAUUCCUUUGUGCACUAGGUGGUAGGACAGCGUUAGAUUUAGCGGAUCCUAAAUUUCCUGAAAUUGAUGAAGGACAUAUUCUUUACUUAACAUCAAAGUCAAAGUCACAAAAACCUGUUGAAAAUUUCAAAGAGCGAAUCGAAAAACUUUAUAAAUAUUUGGAUGAUAUUCCUGAAGUUUCAAUAAUUCUUAAAGUGGUACAAUAUAUGGAUACUCUUGAUAUAGUUUUCGAUUUUGAUAAUGAAAACAUUAAGGAUAUUAAUGCUUCGGAAGCUACAAAAGGAACUACUGGUUAUAAAGAUGGUAGAAUUUACAUAGCAGCUAAGAUAGAAGAAAAUAAACUAUUAGGUACUGUAGCUCAUGAGCUAACUCAUCUUGCAAUGAAUAUCCUGUAUAAAAAUGAUUGUAAUCCAUUUGAUAAGUUAGAAAAUAAUAGAAGGCAAACUUUUGAAUCAAUAACUGCGGAUAUUAAAGAUUAUACAAAAGAUACAGUUAAGAACAUAGAUGGUAAUAUUGAAGAUAGUCCACUGAUAACUCUAGCAAGAGCAUUUAAAUAUCCAGAGGGUGAGCAGCAAUCUGAACUAAUUGUAAGGAUUCCACAUAUACUUGCACAAUAUCAUGAUGAAGGAAGAAGAUGGUUGCUUAAUACAAAUAAAGAAAUCAAGUCGCUUUUUGAUUACUAUACUGAUGAAGCAGAAGGAGGAAUAGCAUAUCGAUGUAAAGAAUUCAUUAGAUAUAGCUUUUCAAUUAAACCAAAGAGUAGUAUGCAGGUCCUUAAUGAAUAUUUAGGAGAAACAAACAAUACAAAUAUCUUAGAAAAUUUUCAAGGCACAGAUGUUAACACUCACAAUCAUUUAGGCAAAUCAAUUUUGCAAAGUGCAACUGAAUCUGGGAACUUGGAGAUGGUUAAAUUUCUGGUAAAGCAAGGUGCAGAUGUUAAUGAUAAAGCCAAGGAUGGCAUGUCGGUCUUGCACAGUGCUGUUAGAUCUGAUAAUAUGGAGCUGGUGCAGUUUCUGUUGAAGAAAGGAGCCGAGAUUAAUGCUAAAGCCAAAAAUGGCAUGACAGUUUUGCAUAGUGCUACCGAAUCUUGUAACUUGGAUAUGGUUAAAUUUCUGGUAGAACAAGGUGCAGAUGUUGAUGUUGAAGAUGAGACUGCCAGAACAGUUUUGUAUAGUGCUGCUAGAUCUGGUAACCUGGAGACUGUUAAAUUUUUGGUAGAGAAAGAUGUAGAUGUUAAUGCUAAAGAUUGGGAUGGUGAAACAAUUUUGCAUGCUGCUGCUGCAUCUGGUAAUUUGGAGGUGGUUAAAUUUCUGGUAAAUAAAGGGGCCAAGGUUAAUGCUAAAGCCAAGGAUGGCACGACAAUUUUGCACAAGGCUGCAGACAGUGGUAAAUUGGAGGUGGUUAAAUUUCUGGUAAAGGAAGGGGCUAAGGUUAAUCUUAAAGGUAUAUCUGGCACCACAGUUUUGCAUAAUGCUACUGCGUCUGGAAACUUGGAAACUGUUCAAUUUCUGACAAAGGAAGAUGCAGAUGUUAAUGCUAAAGACUGGAAUGGCGACACAGUUUUACAUAUUGCUGCUGGAUCUGGUAACUUGGAGCUGGUUAAAUUUCUGAUAAAUACUGGAGCCAAGGUUAAUGCUAAAGCCGGGAAUGGCACCACAGUUUUGCACAGAGCUGCUGAAGCUGAUAACUUGGAGUUGAUUAAAUUUCUGGUACAAGAAGGUAUAGAUGUUAAUGCUAAAGCCAUGGAUGGAAAGACAGUUCUGCACAACGCAGCCGUAACUGGUAAUCUGGAGACAAUUAAAUUUCUGCUGAAGCAAGGUGCUUACGUUAAUGCUAAUACCAACAAUGGCAUGACAGUUUUGCACAAUGCUGUAAAAUUUUGUAACUUCAAGAUUGUUCAAUUUCUGGUAGCGGAAGGAGCAGAUGUUAACGCUAAAGUCAAGGAUGGUAAAACAGUAUUGCAUAGUGCUAGUGAAUCUGGUAAUUUGGAGAUAGUUAAAUUUUUGGUAAAUGAAGGGGCCAAGGUUGAUGCUCAAACCGAUGGUGCAAUAUCGGUUUUGCACAGUGCUGUUGGAUCUGGUCACUUGGAGAUGGUCAAAUUUCUGGUAAAGAAAGGGUCUAAUGUCAAUACUAAGACCAAGGAUGGCAUAACUGUGUUGCACAGUGCUGCAGACUCUGGUAAUCUCGAGAUGGUUAAAUUCCUAGUAAAGGAAGGGGCAAAGGUUAAUGCUGAAACUAAUGAUAAAACAUCAGUUCUGCAUAGUGCUGCUGGCUGUGGUAACCUGGAGAUGGUUAAGUUUCUGGUAAAGGAAGGGGCAAAGAUUAAUGCUGAAACUAAGGGUAAAAAAUCAGUGUUGCACAGUGCUGUUGCAUCUGGUCGCUUGGAAGUGGUUAAAUUUCUGGUACAAAAAGGGGCUAAAGUUAAUGCCAAAGCCAACGAUAGCAUGACAAUUUUACACCGUGCUGCUGAAUCUGGACACUUAGGUAUGGUUAAAUUUCUGGUAAAGGAAGGGGCCAAAGUUGAUGCCAAAGCCACAGGUGGCAUGACUAUUUUGCACAGUGCUACAGACUCUGGGAACCUGGAGAUGAUUGAAUUUCUGGCACAGGAAGGGGCAACAAUUAAUGCCGAAACUAGUGAUAAAAGAUCCGUUUUGCACAGAGCAGCUGCAUCUGGUAACUUUGAGAUGGUUAAAUUUCUAGUAAAGCAAGGAGCCAAAGUGAAUGUCACAGACAAGGAGGGCAUGACAAUUUUGCACAGUGCUGCUGAAUCUGGUCACUUGGAGAUGGUUAAAUUUCUAGUACAAGAAGGGGCUACAGUUGAUGCUAAAACAAAGUAUGGUAUAACAGUUUUGCACAGUGCUGCCAAAUCUGGCAACUUGGAGAUGGUUACAUUUUUAGUAAAAAAAGGUGCAGAUGUCCAUGCUCAACAUGCGUUCUGUGAGACAGUUUUGCAGAGCGCUAUCAAUUCUGGUAACUUGAAGAUGGUUAAAUUUCUGAUUGAGGAAGGUGUAGAUGUUAAUGCUAAAAACGCGUACGAUUCGAACGCUUUGCACACUGCUGUUCUACAUUGCAACUUGAAUAUGGUUAAACUUCUUGUAAAAGAAGGUGCAAAUAUUAAUGAUAAAAUAAGGUAUGGCAUGUCAGUUUUGCAUAGAGCAUCUGGAUCUGGUAACUUGGAGAUAAUUACAUUUCUGGUAGAGGAAGGUGCAGAUGUUAAUGUGAAAGAUGUGGAUGGCAAGUCUGUCUUGCGCACUGCUGCCAAACUUGGUGAUUUUGAGAUAGUUGAAUAUCUGGUACAGAAAGGUGCAGAUGUUAAUGCUAGAGAUAAGGAUGGUAAAACAAUUUUACAAAUUGCUUCUAGAUACCAUGACUGGGAGAUUGUUAAAUUUUUGAUAAACGAAGGUGCAGAUGUUAAUUUGAAAGCAAAGGAUGGCAGUACAGUUUUGCAUAGUGCUGUUGGAUCUGGUAGCUUAGAGACAGUUAAAUUUCUAGUACAAAAAGGUGCAUAUAUUAAAGCUAAAGGUUGGAAUGGCAAGACAGUAUUGCACAUUGCUGUUGCAUGUGGUAAAUGGGAGAUGGUUAAAUAUCUGGUAGCGGAAGGCGUAGAUAUUGAUGCUGUUGACGAGAUGGGCAUACCAGUGUUGCACUGUGUUGCUAAAUCUGAAAACUUGGAGAUGGUAAAAUUUCUGAUAAAGGAAGGUGCCAAUCUUAAUGCUAAAACCAGGGAUGGAAUGACAAUUUUGCACAUUGCUGCUGGAUUUGAUAAUUUGGAAAUGGUUACAUUUUUGGUAGAGAGAGGUGCAAAUAUUAAAGCUGAAGCUAAUGAUGGUAAGACAGUUUUGCACAUUGCUGCUGCAUAUGGUAACUGGGAGAUAGUAAAAUUGUUGGUAGCAGAAGGUGCAGAUGUUAAUGCUAAAGAUGCACAUGGCAUGACAGUUUUGCACAAUGUUGCUACAUUUGGUAACUUGGAGAUGGUUAAGUUUCUGGUAAAAGAAGGUGCAGAUGUUAAUGCACAAAACAAUAUGGAAAGAUUCGUAUUGCACACUGCUGUUGGAUCUGGUCACUUAGAGAUAGUUAAAUUUUUGGUUAAGGAAGGAGCCAAGGUUAAUGCAGAAACGAAGGAUGGCAUGACAAUUUUGCAUAUUUGCGUUGUAUUUGGUAACUUGGAGAUGGUAAAAUUUCUGGUAAUGGAAGGGGCCAACGUUAAACCUAUUACCAAGGACGGCAUGUCGGUUCUACACAGUGCUGCUGGAUCUGGCAACGUAGAGAUGGUCAAAUUUCUGAUAAAGGAAGGUGCUGAUGUUAAUGGCCAAUAUGCGUUGCGCGAGGCAGUUUUCCAAAGUGCUGCUGGAUCUGGUAAUUUAGAGAUAGUUCAGUUUCUGGUACACGAUGGCGUAGAUCUUAAUGUUAAAGAUGAGGAAGGCAAGACAGUUUUGCACAGUGCUGUUGGAUCUGGUAACUUAGAGACAGUUAAAUUUCUGGUAAAGGAAGGUGCUGAUGUUAAUGCUAAAGACAGGGAUGGCGUGACAGUUGUUCGCAUUGCUGCUGCAUCUGGUAACUUCGAAUUAGUUAAAUUUCUGACCGAGAAAGGUGCUGAUGUUAAUGCUGAAGCGAAGAUUGGCAUGACAGUUUCUCACAGUGCUGCUGAAUCUGGGAAUUUGGAGAUGGAUAAAUUUCUGGGCAAGGAAUGUGUAAACGUUAAUGUUCAACAUUUGUAUUGCCAAACAGAUUUGCACAAUGCUGCUGGAUCUGGUGACAUAGAGAUGGUCAAAUUCCUGGUAGAGAAGGGUGUAAAUGUUAAUACUAAAGACAAGAAUGGCAGGUCAGUUUUGCAUAGUGCUGCAAGAUCUGGUAACUUGGAGAUAAUUACAUUUCUGAUAGAGAAAGGUGCAGAUGUUGAUGUUAAAGACGAGGAUGGACUGACAGUUUUGGGCAUUGCUGCUAAAUUGGCUAAUUGGGAGGCUGUUAAAUUUCUCAUAGAGAAAGGUGCGCAUGUUAAAGCUAAAGGCAAGGAUGACAAGACAGUUUUGCACAUUGCUGCUGCAUUUGGUAACUGGGAAAUGGUUAAAUUGCUGAUAGAGAAAGGUGCAGAUGUUAAUGCUAAAGACCGGAAUGGCAUGAGAGUUUUGCACAGUGUUUCUAAAUCUGGUGAUUUGGCGAUGGUUAAAUUUCUGGUAAAGGAAGGAGCCACUGUUAAUGCUAAAGCCAAUGAUGGCAUGACAGUUUUGCACAGUGCUGUUGAAUCUGCUCACUUAGGAGUGGUUAAAUUUCUAUUAGAGAAAAGGGCAGAUGUUAAUGCUAUAUCUAAGACUGGCGUGACAGUUUUGCACACUGCAGCUAGAUCUGGUAACUUGGAGAUGGUUAAGCAUCUGAUAACAGAUGGAGCCAAGAUUAAUACCCAAACGAAUGAUGGAAGAUCUGUUUUGCACUGUGCUGCUUCAUUUGGUAACUGGGAGAUCGUUAAAUUUCUGGUAAGGGAAGGUGAAGAUGUUAAUACUGAAGAAUCUAAUUGCAUGACAGUUUUGCACAUUGUUGCUGCAUUUGGUAACUUGGAGACGGUUAAAUUUCUGGUAAUGGAAGGUGCAGAUGUUAAUGCUGAGAGCAAUGAUAAAAGAUCAAUUUUGCACAAUGCUGUUGGAUCCGGUCACUUGAAGAUGGUUAAAUUUCUGGUAGAAGCUGGUGCAGAUAUCCAUGCUAGAGACGUGGAUGGCAAGACAGUUUUGUUCUAUGCUACUAUAUCUGGUAACGUGGAGAUAGUUAAAUUUCUAGUGGAGAAAGGUGCGGAUGUUAAUGCUAGUGACAAGGGUGGCAUGAAAGUUCUGCAUAGUGCAGCUAGAUCUGGUAGUUUGGAGACAGUCAAAUUACUGGUAGAGAAAGGGGUCGAGGUUAAUGCUAAAACGAAUGCUGGCAUGACAAUUUUGCACAGUGCUGUAGGAUUUGGUAACCUGGAGAUAGUUAAAUUUCUGGUAGAGAAAGGUGCUGAUAUUAAUGCUAUAGACGAGGAUGGCAUGACAGUUUUGCGCAUUGCUACUAGAUCUGGUAACUCGUAGAUAGUGCAAUUUUAGUAGAGAAAAGUGCAGAUGUUGAUGCUAAAGACGUGGAUGGCAUGACAGUUUUUUUUGCGCACUACUGCAAAUGCAUUUGGUAAUAUAAAUUUUUAUUUAUUAUUUUUAUAUUAAUCCAAAUUUAUACAUCCUUUAAACAAUCUGUAAUUUUCAAAUCAGUAGUAACCAGUAAUUUUAGAUCAAGAUUGUCUUGAAAAUAUUAAGUUUUUGUUAUCUCAUUUGUGUUUAAAUAUUGCUUUUCUAAGAUGUCAGUUUAAAUUAAUUUGCAAAGUUUAAAUAGUUGUCAUAGAGAACCAUUUAUUUGUCAGAUGACAGUACAAUACCCACUAAUGUGGCGACUUUUUACAAGAAAUAUCUGUAAACUCAGGGUUGACCAAAAAUCAGUAGUGGAUAUCCUGUUGGUAACAUAAAGGUACCUGGAAGGUCAGUAGGAGGGGAUACACUGAAGGUAGACCAAAAAUCAUGCUGCGCUAUUUAUAGAUGCGUGAUUGAAUGAACCUCUAUUAACUGACAUCACCGAUGUUCGCGAUCGAGAAAUAUUGAUAAAUUAUUUAUUUCUCGGUAUCUAAUGCUUUUAAUAAUUUCUUUUGUUAGAGAUCUUGUUAACCUCCCCCCCCCUCGGCUAUUUUACCGUAUAAUUUGUUAUUGAAUAUAACUAAUGGAAUAUGAGAUGCACAGUAACUUUUAAAUCAUGAAUGUCUCAAAAAAUUGUUGCAUCGAAAAUUUUCUGUGAAUGAUUUUAUUCUUUCCAGCUGCUUAAUAAUUAUAAGAAUUUCUAUUCCUAAGGAUAUCUUCUAGUUCAACAAUCUAAUGUCGUUUAAACAAAAAUAACUAAUAGAGCUCAAAGUACAGAGCAACUUUUGAGGCACAAAUAUUUCAAGAAAUUAUUUCGGUAAAUCACUUUCGUUGCAAACAAAUUUCGAAGUUUGUAAAACUUUUGGCCUCAGAUUUAAAAGUCUUACAUCUCUAUUAGAAAUGGUCAUUGAAAGUUUUUUUAAAUGCAAGAUAUUAUAUUUUAUAAGUACAGUUGUCAUCGUUGGGUCUGGUUGUAUUUUGAUAAGUACAGACAUCGUUUGAAUAUGCCUAUCGCAUGAAUUUUUUCCUUCCAAAUCGUAAAACGUGACGUGAUACGAAUGGAGUAUACGUAAUACUUAAUUCUUGCUAAGUAUCUUACAUUUGUGAAAUAUCGGUAACGACGGAAAUGGUAAUGGGACUUCUACCCCUUCUCCUUAUCGAAACACAAUUUUUUAAAUCCGAACUGUGUUAUCAACAGCGCAACAUUGACCAUUGCUGGAAGUUAAUACUGUAAAAUUGUGCAUAAUAACAACGUAUAUCGGCGAUAAACCUGAACGGUCAAGGCUCUUCGGAUCACAAAACUUAUAAUACUGUACAACAGAAGCACUGUUUUAAAUCGCUUGUUAGACAUAUGCAGAUUUUAUGACUACUCGGUAACAUGUGAGUUUUUGCAAUAAAAUAAAAUUAACUGUAAUUUGUACACUUUCUGUACAUUAUUCUUUGAAGAAUAAAUAUGUAUACUUCUUUACAUAUAUGUAUAGUUGUUUGUAUAUGGUACUAAUACAGUUCUAUAUAGUUUUAGAAUGUUUGAUUCUAAAGAAUAAAGACAAUCGAAUUCAAUUCUAGCUGUCUCUUUGAAAUUAAAUUUAAUCAGUACAUCGUGCAGGCAAGUAAAAAUCAUUUAUUACCAUUAUUUAAUUAAUUAUCUAUUACACAAAGGUCUCAUUAAACAUAGGCGUGUUUGAUCAUGGAAAUGAGACGGUACAUUCGCAAGAACAUCUAUCGGAAAGGUUUGCUCUUCACGAAAUUGAUUUCAAAUAAAAUUUCAGUUUCCCGAAAAUUUCGACAAAUAUUUUGCCGAACGAUUUCUAUAGUUAUAUUUCGUCGGAAGCCAAUUAGUGAGAUGAUUGCAAAAGUUACACCGGCGCGAUACACACACACAUGCAAACAGUACACUUUGGACGCGAAUAAAUCUGAAGAUUGAUAACCGAACGCGCGCACGUUGACAUUAUCUGCCGGCUCCGUAUAAUAUUCCUCGCGGAUAAAAGUGAAACUGAUUUCAACAUUCGACCUGUUUAUUAUUUCCAAUUCAAAACGCGGGAUAAUGUUUUCCAGCGAUGAUAUACAUACAACGACGGAUCAACGUCGACGUAAAUCACGGUCCGUCUCCCGCUCGGCGGACAGUGUUCUCGAAUGAAAAUAUGCUUCGAACACAUAACCGUUAUUAUUAUUAUAUAAUCCAAUUUAUAAAAAAUCGAUCAAAAUAGCAAAUACUGUGUAGAACAUAUUUCAGCGUUUGUUAACAACGAAAAAUAGUGUAAACGGAGAGUUUCAAAAUAGAAUUUUGAAGAUUGUAUAUAUUUUAAUAAAUGCAGAUAUUAUUUUGA
Molecule: messenger RNA, 9388 nt
Organism: Megalopta genalis
Lineage: Eukaryota; Metazoa; Arthropoda; Insecta; Hymenoptera; Halictidae
Source: RefSeq, a predicted model, not a curated record